Messenger RNA from Engraulis encrasicolus (European anchovy), 1570 nucleotides. RefSeq names its product nucleophosmin/nucleoplasmin, 3 (gene npm3). Gene Ontology annotation, cellular component: cytoplasm; nucleolus; nucleoplasm. Gene Ontology annotation, biological process: chromatin remodeling. The transcript has 5 exons. Gene Ontology annotation, molecular function: chromatin binding; histone binding; RNA binding. The record is from RefSeq and is a predicted model, not a curated record. NCBI's taxonomy places the organism in Eukaryota, Metazoa, Chordata, Actinopteri, Clupeiformes, Engraulidae. The coding region runs from base 99 to 578 and encodes 159 amino acids.
CUUCGCGUGCUGAAUGGUUUCUCACGGAGCCAUUUACGUGAUCAGACAUUGAAACAUAACGUUAUUUUGCUUUUCUUCAGUUUAUGUAUAUCGUAUAAAUGAUGGCGAUGAUGGCUGACGAGGGUUCUGACGCUGGAAGCAUGCCUGGCCAGUCCAGGCUGGAAAGUUAUCUAUUCUCUUGUGAAUUGUCAUCGGAGGUUCCAUUUUACACUUUUCAAGCAGAUGAAGACGAGGACCUCGAACACUUCCUUGAACUACGAACGGCUUGCGUCGGAGAAGGUGCCAAAGACGAGUUUAACGUCGUUGAAGUGACUGCAUUUAAUUACCAAGGAAAGAAAACUGCUGUGCCCAUAGCAAAUCUUCACAUCUCCCGCUUGCCAAUGUUGAGCCUUGGGGGAUUUGAACUGAUGGCUCCAGUCACCCUUCGCCUGAAGUCCGGAACUGGGCCUGUGACUAUCAGUGGCAUGCAUCUUGUUGCCUCUGAGGAUGGUGAGGAGUCGGACAUAACUGACGACGAAGAUGACCUUGAGGAUGAACUGGAACCCAUUAAACCUGCCAAGAAGAAACAGAAGUUAUGAUAACCUUCAGACAGACGCUUCAAAUUCAACAAAUCUUGGACUGUGAAGUUUUUUUCCCCUUCAGCGACAUUCAAAGGAUUAUGUUUUCCCCAUUAUACACAUUAUAUGCCACCAGCAGCAACAUUUGGGGAAUGAUUUUACAACGGUGAUAAAACAUGGAUAGUUGUGAACAGUUUUUUUGUUUUUGUACAACUAUGGCCAUGCAGAAGGGGUACUUUCCCAAUAAGGGAAACAGAUGUUGUGGGAGAGGACUUUUUAUUUUAGUAGAGUAAUUUACUUGCAUGCGGUGUCGGAUGUUUUAUGAUCUUAUAAACGAAUUGUAGGAUGUGUUUAUACGCCUUUUCAGGGCUCUAAAUUAUUAUUAUUUUUUUUUAAUCACCUGCCAAAAUGGCUUGUAGAUGUUGUCAUAAUCUUACUAGCCAAACAUGGACUCACCAUGGUCAAAGUGGCUAGUAAGUUGGUAUUUUCCUACCAGCCAAACUGAAAUCUCACCAACUUUGGCCAAUUGGCUGGUGUUAAUUUAGAGCCCUGUUUUGUUUUUGUUUUUUUUAUUACCCUGCAUUUAUCUGUGAAUUACCUGGGGGCUGUGUAGAUUUUCUGCAGUGCUCUUUUCUGACUCCUCUUCAAACGUUUCAGCCCUGAAGGGAUGUAAUUGCAAAGCAAGUUAGGUGCACAUUUAGCCGUGGUCAUGAUGAUGGUGCUCUAAAACAAUCACGAAAAAAUUAGCAAAUUGAUGCAGCACACGUGACUAAUUUCUAAAUAGAACACAUGAUAUUUUUCAGUGCACAUUUGUCAAUUUGCCAUUUCACCAUUAUUUUUUUGCAUCAUGACUAAUGCAGUUUGUGUCCUUAGUACUGGCAGCUAGUUUUUAAAAGCUGGUGGUCUAUUGCAUGUUGGGUAUGGGCUACUGCGACACAGUUUAGGUUUGCCAUUUUGUACAUUUUAAAAACUGUAAAUAAAUGUGCCUUUUUUAUUGACCGUACGUAAAUUGA